Molecule: messenger RNA, 1713 nt
Organism: Aspergillus fumigatus Af293
Lineage: Eukaryota; Fungi; Ascomycota; Eurotiomycetes; Eurotiales; Aspergillaceae
Source: RefSeq, a predicted model, not a curated record
AUGCUUGUGGACCAAGAGAGCGUCAUAUCAAAACAUCAGAAUUACAGAUUGACCUACGCCUCACUCGAUGCCAAAAGUAAUGCCCUUGCGCGAGGACUGGAAUCAGUGGGUGUGCGGAAAGGGGACCGUGUCGGCGUCAUGCUUGGAAAUUCUUCCGAGUAUGCCAUUGCAACCUAUGCAUUGUUCAAACUCGGAGCCAUUUUGGUACCCCUUAAUCCGUCGUUUAAUGCAACUCAAGUCAUCUCGGCGUUGAGCCACCUUGGAGCCGCCCAUUUGAUCAUCAGUGCCGAGUCCAAUUUACCGCGGAAAGAACCCCGGAGCAAUGUCCCACUACUCAAGCACCUUGUCCAGGAUCUCCACACAGGAAAAGUAGAGUCCGCAGUGGUGCCUUCAGUGAAGAAUGUCAUUUUUGUUGAUAACUCUUCUGGCAGAGUCAAAUGGUCGGACUACAAGAGCCUGACGCCUUUCACGUCGGUCAUAUCAGACAACGUCGCUGAUGCGAAUCCACUGCCUCCUCAGGAUCUCUCGCCUAGUGAUGUAGUGAACAUCCAAUUCACGUCUGGCACCACCGCCAUGCCUAAAGCGGCAUGCCUGAGCCACCGCUCAAUCUUGAACAAUGGUUCCCAGAUUGGCGAUCGAAUGCGGUUGACCGCAAAGGACAUUGUAUGCUGUCCUCCACCAUUGUUCCACUGUUUCGGAUGCAUUUUAGGCUACAUGGCAACCGCUACUCAUGGCUCAGCCAUUGUAUUCCCUACGGAAUCAUUCAACGCCCGUGCCACCUUGAAAGCCGUGCAGGAGGAAAAAUGUACAGCACUUUACGGCGUGCCUACCAUGUUCCUCGAAGAGCUCGGCCUGCUUCAGGAAGGCGAAGUAGAACACAAAGGGUUUGAGUUUCUUCGGACAGGCAUCGCCGCUGGUAGCAGCAUUCCAGAAGCGCUCAUGAAGAAGCUGCAUAAGGUCCUCAAUCUCACAGAAUUGACCAUCUGCUACGGCAUGACUGAAACUAGUCCCGUUUCGGCCAUGACAGCGACCGAUGACCCAUUAGACAAGCGGAUCAGUACCGUUGGUAGAUUAAUGCCUCAUGUUGAAGCCAAGGUCGUCGAUCCAGCGGAUCGAAGCAAGAUACUCCCCAUCAACACCCGAGGCGAGCUUGCUGUGUCUGGGUACUUGCUAAUGAAGGAGUACUGGGGUGAUCCACACAGGACCGCUGAAGUGAUGAUCGCAGACCAAGAAGGGAAGAUCUGGAUGCAUACUGGCGACGAAGCCUCCAUGUCACCGGAUGGCUACAUCACGAUCACGGGCCGUAUCAAAGAUCUCAUCAUCCGAGGAGGCGAGAACAUUCACCCUCUAGAGAUCGAGAACUGUCUCCUUACCUGCCCCGGCGUGGCCGAUGUGUCUGUUGUUGGUGUUCCAGACGAGAGGUAUGGCGAAGUGGUGGCUGCUUUCAUUAUUUGCAAAGAGCAGGAUCGCAGGACAGUGGCCGAGGACAAGAUCAGAGACUGGGUUCGCGAGCGACUGAGUAACCACCUCGCGGCAAGACAUCCUUCAUACCUCAAUAUGCUAACCAAAACCAACUUGCUAAUAGUUCCGAAAUAUGUUUUUUUCCUUUCACCUUCCGAUUCUUUCCCCAAGACUGCGAGCGGCAAAGUUCAGAAGUUCAAGCUGAAGGAGACUGCCAUCAAGAUUCUGAAAGAGCAGAGCAAUGCUAAUUAG